CAGUCUGCUGCUUCGGGUUAGGACAGUCCUCUGGGGAAGAGCGGAGUUCGUUUGUUAGCUGGGGGGGGCAAAUAGCCGGACUCCCUUGCCUUUAGCGGAGGUGUGGCAGGCAGAUAUCCAGCAGGUUGCGUUGGCCCCCGUUCGGUAAUGUACCGAGAGGAAGCCACUACCGGUUGAACUCCUGCCAACUAUUCUGCUUCAGCAGUUGAUUCUUCCUUUUUUGCACGGAGAUGCGCUGUUUGUCGGAGGAGAGGUUGCUUGCCGUUCUCAGCACGGGUGUGUGUGUUGGUUUGGGUCACGCUUCCUCUGUUGGACUUCUGUCUGCAAUGACGCUAUUAAGAAGGAUUCUUGCUGGAGAGGGAGGUUGGUUCUGGCUUUCCAAAUACAGUUGGGCCACAACUCGCAGUUGAUCCCAGUCAGCAUGGCCACCUGGAGAUGCCACUGGGGGUUGAAUCUGGGACCUUCUGCAUGCAAGAAGAUGCUCUGGCAGUGAGCUGCGGCUUUCCCCUUUGUUCCUCAUGUGCUGAGCACCAUCAGAGCAGCCAGAUACAUGCCCCAGUUGGCAACAAGGGUGGAGCUGAACCUGGCCUGAUUUUGCAACGUCUUAAACAUUCCUAAAAUCUCAGCCACAGUGGGUUUGACCGAGGAGCAGAAGGAGUUCCAAAAAGUGGCCUUUGACUUUGCUGCCAAAGAGAUGGCCCCCCACAUGGCUGAGUGGGAUGAAAAGGAAAUAUUCCCUGUGGAGACAGUACGGAAAGCAGCUCAGCUGGGGUUUGGUGGGAUCUAUGUGCAGCCAGACGUGGGGGGCUCUGGAUUGUCCCGGCUUGAUACCUCCAUCAUCUUUGAGGCUCUGUCGACAGGCUGUGUCAGUACGACAGCUUAUAUCAGCAUCCACAACAUGUGCAAUUGGAUGAUCGACACCUUUGGGACAGAGGAACAGAGGCACAAGUUCUGCCCAUCGCUUUGCAGCAUGGAAAAGCUUUCCUCCUACUGUCUGACUGAGCCAGGAAGUGGAAGUGAUGCGGCUUCCCUGCUAACUUCAGCCCGGAAGAAAGGGGACACUUACAUUCUGAACGGCUCCAAGGCCUUCAUUAGCGGUGGCGGCGACACAGACCUGUACGUGGUGAUGUGCCGGACAGGAGGGCCAGGCCCCAAAGGAAUCUCGUGCCUGGUUCUGGAGAAAGGGACUCCCGGCUUGAGUUUUGGCAAAAAGGAGAAAAAGAUGGGCUGGAACUCCCAGCCGACACGCGCCGUGAUAUUUGAGGACUGUGCCGUUCCCGUCGCUAACCGGCUGGGAGAGGAAGGAACGGGCUUCAACAUUGCCAUGAAAGGCUUGAAUGGAGGGAGGAUUAACAUUGCCUCUUGUUCUCUAGGUGCCGCCCAUGCCUCAGUCCUUUUGGCUCGGGAUCACCUCAACGUCCGCAAGCAGUUCGGGGAGCUGCUGGCUAGCAAUCAGUACCUCCAGUUCCGGCUGGCUGAGAUGGCAACCCGCUUGGUGGCUGCCCGGCUCAUGGUGCGAAAUGCGGCACAGGCACUGCAGGAGGGGCGUGAGGAUGCUGUGGCCCUCUGCUCCAUGGCCAAGCUCUUUGCCACGGAUGAAUGCUUUGCGAUCUGCAACCAAGCCCUGCAGAUGCACGGGGGCUACGGGUACCUGAAGGACUACGCAGUGCAGCAGUUUGUACGAGACAUCCGUGUGCACCAGAUUUUGGAAGGUACUAACGAAGUGAUGAGGAUGAUAGUGGCCAGGAAUUUGCUACAGGCAUAGUGUCAGGAGCUGGUCUUCAGACUCUUGCUUUGCUGGAUUUGAAACAAGGAGAGUUUGGAGGAGAGUUUUCUUUUUCACCACCAGCACUCCACCCACCCACCGAUCUCUCCCCCAAUGGGCACGGCUCAAAACCCACCAUGUGGCAGUCGGUGCCUGACAAGAAAGGCCACACAAGGAUGGUGAAUUGCAGAGCCUUUGCCCCCUAAAGGCAGUUAGCUCCCAAUUCCUGAAGGCAGGAGCUAUAGUCUUGAUGGGCUUUGAUACCAAGAGCCUUGCAAUGCGGAUGGGCAGAAGGAAGAGGAAAUCAGUUCUGGGUUUCGCACAGGUUGGGGGAAAGGGAUAUAUUUGUUACAUCCUUAUUUCCUGGAGAUUACACUUUUUCCCCAGGGGAAAACCACAAAGGCCAUUUAAGCCUUGCCUUUUCCUUCAAGACGCAGGUCCUCUUUUUUUAGGUUAAGUUGGCAGGUGAGGAGGAGCUCUCUCCUCUCUUGCUAAAUCAGGGGUGGCUAAAUCCAGAUGUUGCUGACAUCAGCACCAGUCAGCAUAGCCAUUGGUCAGGGUCCAGGGAUGAUGGAAGUUGUAGUUCUGCAAUAUCUGGAAGGCCACAACUUAGCGCGCCCCCCCCCCCCCGUAGUAAACCCAAAGGAGCGGGAAACUGCAGCCUUCCAUAGCGCUCAUUAUUCCUGGCCAUGCUUGCUAGAGCUGAUGGAAGUUGGAGUUGGUAGUCCUAUAGGUUCCCCAUAUCUAUUAAACCCCACGGCAAUCCCCUCAAUUUCCACCAAAGCUCGCUCUGUCUCCCACCAUCGUUCAGAUGGUGCUAAUCCUCUUCACCAUCAGAUCAUUUGGGCUGCAGCAAGAAAGCCUUUUGACGCACAACAGGGUCUCAAUCUGGGAAUUUCCAGCGGGCCGAUAGCACAAAGAGUGUCUAGAGUGCUGAUCCGGGUCAUUUUCUUUUACUACUCCAUGCUGGAAUCAAUAAAUUGCUGUUUCUAA
Molecule: messenger RNA, 2758 nt
Organism: Zootoca vivipara (common lizard)
Lineage: Eukaryota; Metazoa; Chordata; Lepidosauria; Squamata; Lacertidae
Gene: ACAD8
Product: acyl-CoA dehydrogenase family member 8
Biological process (GO): lipid metabolic process
Cellular component (GO): mitochondrion
Molecular function (GO): flavin adenine dinucleotide binding; acyl-CoA dehydrogenase activity
Source: RefSeq, a predicted model, not a curated record